Messenger RNA from Gaeumannomyces tritici R3-111a-1, 1782 nucleotides. Its product is annotated as carboxypeptidase A2. Bases 304 to 1620 code for a protein of 438 amino acids. Gene Ontology annotation, molecular function: zinc ion binding; metallocarboxypeptidase activity. The record is from RefSeq and is a predicted model, not a curated record. The transcript is spliced from 3 exons. Lineage: Eukaryota; Fungi; Ascomycota; Sordariomycetes; Magnaporthales; Magnaporthaceae. Gene Ontology annotation, biological process: proteolysis.
AGUCGCUCCCAUGUCGAGCCGUACGCCGCCUGCCAGCUGAGGGGACAGGGGGCUGAGCUCCAUGCUUGGCUCCUCCUGUGAGGUGGUUUGGGAAGCGGAAAGCGGUGCCACGCCCUACAUCAACCCCACCCUCACCCAUCAGACGCAACCUAUGAUUAGACGAGCUUCCCCAGCGUCUCCUCCUCCAGCCCGGCCUGCCACUGUCUCCUCUCCGGUUCGUUGUCGGUCGCCAGCAGACAGCCUCCCCAUCUGACGCUUGUCCAGCAGCCAGUCCUCACGCCUCCCCCCUCACCGCCCGUCACCAUGAGGUUCUCCGCCGCCAAGGCCCUGGCUCUGGCCCUCGCGGCCCUGCCGCUGACGUCGGGCUCGUCGCUCGAGAGGCGCGCGUCCAUGUACGACGGCUACAAGGUGUACCAGAUCGACGCCGCCGGGGAGGACUACGCCGGCAUCGCCGACGCCGUCGCGAACAUCGAGGCCGCCGUCCCGCUCGCCUGCGCCGAAGCCCACGACCACCUCGACGUGGCGGUGGCGCCCGACGCCGUCGGCCAGCUCGAGCGCCUCGGCCUCAAGAUGAAGCUGCUCAACGACGACCUGGGCGCAAACAUCCGCGCCGAGGGCGAGGUGAAGCCCUACGUGUCGGCCCGCGCCGCCGCCGUCGCCGCCCGCCAGGCGCCGGGCCUGCCCGACAAGUCGUGGUUCGACUCGUACCACGAGUUUGACGAGCACCUCGAGUGGCUGGACGACGUACAGGCCGCCUUCCCGAAGAACUCGCAGACGUUUGUGGCCGGGAACUCGCUCGAGGGCAGACCCAUCAAGGGAAUCCAUCUCUAUGGCCCCCAGGGGCCCGGCAAGCGCCCGGCUGUAGUUUGGCACGGGACGGUGCACGCGCGGGAAUGGAUCACUGCUCCUACUGUCGAGUACCUGGCGUACAAGCUAGUCGACGGCUACCUGAAGAGGAGCUGCACGUCGAAGCGCGCCAUCGACAACUUUGACUUUUACAUCAUGCCAGUCGUCAACCCAGACGGCUUCGUCUACACGCACACCACCAACCGCCUCUGGCGCAAGAACAGGCAGACGCGCCCCGGCGCCUCGUGCGCCGGCACCGACGUCAACCGCAACUGGCCGCACCAGUGGGACGUUCCCGGCGGCUCGUCGACCAACCCCUGCUCAGAGACGUACCGCGGCCUCGCGCCCGGCGACACGCCCGAGAACGCGGCCCUGGUCAACCACACGCUCUCGGUGGCGCGGUCCCAGGGGCUCAAGUUCUUUGUCGACUGGCACUCCUACUCGCAGCUGAUCCUGCUGCCGUACGGCUACACGUGCGACAAGGCGCCCGAGUCCAACGCGCGCCAGAUGGAGCUGGCGGCCGGGGCCGCGGCCGCCAUCAAGGCCGUCAACGGGCUCGACUUUGUCUACGGGCCGACCUGCCCGACCAUCUACCAGACCUCGGGCGUCAGCAUGGACUGGGGCUACGACGUGGCCGGCGCCGAGCUCGCGUGGGGCUACGAGAUGAGGCCCGCGUCCUCGGCCGAGGGCGGCUUCGUCAUCCCGCCCGAGAACAUCGUGCCGUCGGGCGAGGAGCAGUGGGCCGGGUUCAAGUACCUGCUCGCCAACUGGUAGCGGAAGGUUCCAGAUCAGACCAGGAUGAGUAAAGAAGCACAGGGAGUGUCUGGAAGGCCAAACAUCAAUCCAAAAUAUUCUACAAGUACGUAAACUGAGCGUUUAGUCAUAGCUGGCAUUCGAUAACGAGCAAUACGUAAUCCUAUAAAUUCUUUGCCGUCG